AUGUUGAACGAAAGUCUUACAAACCCAUUGUUCGGAAAAGGCAAGUGCAACAUUGUCAGAGCUGUAAACAUUCUUUUCGAGAAAGGUUUGUUGGAACCAAUUCCAGAUGACAAGCUGACAGAAACUUUUGUACCAAAAGACGAAACAAACUUUUCACUGUUAGCAAGACCAAAAGUUGUUCCAGACAAAGUUCUAGUACAAAAGAAGUACACAAUUCCACAAGGAGUUGGAUUGUUCGGAUACCAACCUGAACCAGAAGAACUUCCAAUGAGGUUGCAAGAACUUCAAGAUGCUAUAAACAAACUUCCAUUGAGACAUCCAAUUGACGUCAAAUUGUAUUGGAGAGCAUCUGAGUUAGGUCAGAAGGUUUUAUAUGAAACAGGUUGCUUCGACGAUGUUUAUGAGAUAACAGGAGAAGUUUCUCAGAAGAUAAGAGACUCACUUGAAUUUCCACAAACUGGACCAAUUGGUUGCGACAAGUUCGACUCAGAUGAAAAGAUAUACUAUGUCGACCUUAACGCUGCAUACAUGAGGUUUGUCCAAUAUAUUCCGACUGGAAUUCCAAACGAAGAUGGUGAGUUCCCGGGAAGGAACUAUACAGUUGGAAAAGUCAUACAACAACUGUAUGAUAUUAGGAAAGCUUCAAACCCCAAACUUGCAAUGACACUCAAAUUGCUUAUGAAUUCGACAUGGGGAUAUUCCAUUAAGAAACCUCAAGAGAUGAAGAGUAAACAUUAUGAGAAGGUCGACAACUUUGUUGAAAGGUUUUCUCCUUUUGUUUUGAAGUACGAAUUCACUCAAGGUCAAAGUGGCUUAGUAACCACAUUAAAACCUAUUGUCGAACAUUGGUCUUACCCUCAGUUCGCAAAAGCA
This is a messenger RNA of Trichomonas vaginalis G3, 873 nucleotides long. RefSeq names its product DNA/RNA polymerases family. The annotation marks the transcript as partial. The record is from RefSeq and is a predicted model, not a curated record. Lineage: Eukaryota; Parabasalia; Trichomonadida; Trichomonadidae. The transcript has a single exon.